UCCCCGCGGCUGGAGCGCUGCGCGGGUGCCCCGGGGCGCGCCGAGCGCGGAGCAGACCCGGCAUGUCUCGGUGUGCGGCAGCCCCCGCCGGCCGUCAGGGCCCCGCGGCGGGGAACUUGGCGCUGGGCGCGGGCGGCGGCGGCGCUGCGCCCAUGUAGGGGUGGCCAGUGGGGCUUGCCCGCUGCCCGGGAGCGGCGGCGACAGCGCCGAGCAGCUCGCGGCUUCCCCGGGAGGCGCCGAGUGCGCGUGGCGACCCUCGGCCGCGCCGGGGGCCCGUCGAGGGGAAGAUGGGGGAGAAAGUUUCCGAGGCGCGGGAGCCGGUGCCGCGUGGCUGCAGCGGCCACGGCGCCCAGACUCCCGCCUAUGCGGCGGCCGCCGCUUCUUCACCGGACGCUUCUUCGGCCGAGUCCUCCUCGGGCUCAGAAACUCUGUCGGAGGAAGGGGAGCCCGGAGGCUUCUCCCGGGAGCCGCCGCCGCCGCCGCCGCCGCCGGGCGGCGCCCAGAUUGCCCGGCCGCCCGCCGCGGGGAUCCCGGCGCGCGUGGUGCUGGAGCGUGGAACCCCCGCGCCGCCGCUCCCCGGAGGAGUCGUGACGCCCGCGCCCCUGGACAGCAGCGCGUCCCAAGAGGAGCAGGACGAGGAGCUGGACCACAUAUUGUCCCCACCACCCAUGCCGUGUCGAAAAUGCAGCAACCCAGAUGUGGCUCCGAAGUCGCUCAAGUUUAAAAGACAGCUGAGUGAGGAUGGACGCCAGCUUCGGCGGGGGAGCCUGGGAGGAGCUCUGACCGGGCGGUACCUUCUUCCAAACCCGGUGGCUGGGCAGGCCUGGUCAGCAUCAGUGGAGACGUCCAAUCUUGUGCGCAUGCGCAGCCAGGCGCUGGGCCAGUCAGCGCCCUCUCUCACAGCCAGUCUGGAAGGGCAGCCUCCGAAGAGCCAUUUCAACUCAGCCCGACAUCGCCAGCGACUAGUGGACCCAGCUGCUUCAAAAAAGGAGCUGAGUCUGCCCAGAAGAGGAAGUUUGAUAGAUUCCCAGAAGUGGAAUUGCUUGGUCAAACGUUGCCGGACAAGCAACCGGAAGAGCUUGAUAGGCAAUGGGCAGUCUCCAGCAUUGCCUCGUCCACACUCGCCACUCUCCGCUCAUGCAGGAAAUAGCCCUCAAGAUAGCCCAAGAAAUUUCUCCCCCAGUGCUUCAGCCCAUUUCUCAUUUGCACGGAGGACUGAUGGACGCCGCUGGUCCUUGGCUUCUCUCCCCUCCUCUGGCUAUGGGACGAAUACGCCCAGCUCCACGGUCUCCUCAUCCUGUUCCUCCCAGGAGAAGUUGCAUCAGUUACCAUACCAACCAACGCCAGAUGAAUUACACUUCUUAUCGAAACAUUUUUGUACCACCGAAAGUAUUGCCACUGAGAACAGAUGCAGGAAUACACCCAUGCGCCCCCGUUCCCGAAGUCUGAGCCCUGGACGUUCUCCCGCCUGCUGUGACCAUGAAAUAAUUAUGAUGAACCAUGUCUACAAAGAAAGGUUCCCAAAGGCUACAGCGCAGAUGGAAGAGCGCCUAAGAGAAAUUAUCACCAGCUACUCUCCCGACCACGUUCUUCCUCUCGCGGAUGGAGUGCUUAGCUUUACUCACCAUCAGAUUAUUGAACUGGCACGGGAUUGCCUGGAUAAAUCCCACCAGGGUCUCAUCACUUCCCGAUACUUCCUUGAACUACAGCACAAAUUAGAUAAAUUGCUUCAGGAGGCUCACGAUCGUUCAGAAAGUGGAGAGUUGGCAUUUAUUAAACAACUUGUUCGAAAGAUUCUAAUUGUGAUUGCCCGCCCAGCACGGUUAUUAGAGUGCCUGGAAUUUGAUCCUGAAGAAUUUUACUAUCUGUUGGAAGCAGCAGAAGGUCAUGCGAAAGAAGGGCAGGGUAUCAAGACUGACAUUCCCAGGUACAUCAUCAGUCAGCUGGGGCUCAACAAGGAUCCCCUGGAAGAAAUGGCUCAGUUGGGGAACUAUGACAGCGGGUCAGCAGAAACCCCAGAAACGGAUGAAUCCGUGAGUAGCUCUAAUGCGUCCCUGAAACUUCGAAGAAAACCUCGGGAAAGUGACUUUGAAACAAUUAAAUUGAUCAGCAAUGGAGCCUAUGGGGCUGUCUACUUUGUUCGGCAUAAAGAAUCCCGGCAGAGGUUUGCCAUGAAGAAGAUUAAUAAGCAGAACCUCAUCCUGCGAAAUCAGAUCCAGCAGGCCUUUGUGGAACGAGACAUCCUAACAUUUGCGGAGAAUCCCUUCGUGGUCAGCAUGUACUGCUCCUUCGAAACCAGGCGCCAUCUGUGCAUGGUAAUGGAGUACGUGGAAGGGGGCGACUGCGCAACACUGAUGAAGAACAUGGGUCCUCUUCCUGUGGAUAUGGCCAGGAUGUACUUUGCCGAAACAGUUCUGGCCUUGGAAUAUCUGCAUAAUUAUGGAAUUGUGCACAGGGAUUUGAAACCAGACAACUUGCUGGUCACCUCCAUGGGGCACAUAAAGCUGACGGAUUUUGGAUUAUCCAAGGUGGGCCUGAUGAGCAUGACUACCAACCUUUAUGAGGGUCAUAUUGAGAAGGACGCUCGAGAGUUCCUGGACAAGCAGGUCUGUGGCACACCUGAAUACAUUGCACCAGAAGUGAUUCUGAGACAGGGCUACGGGAAGCCAGUGGACUGGUGGGCCAUGGGGAUUAUCCUCUAUGAAUUUCUGGUUGGAUGUGUGCCAUUCUUUGGGGAUACUCCAGAAGAGCUAUUUGGACAAGUCAUCAGUGAUGAGAUCAACUGGCCUGAAAAGGAUGAGGCGCCACCCCCUGAUGCUCAGGACCUGAUCACCUUGCUCCUCCGCCAGAACCCCCUGGAGAGGCUGGGAACAGGGGGUGCAUAUGAAGUCAAGCAGCAUCGGUUCUUUCGCUCUUUAGACUGGAACAGUUUGCUGAGACAGAAGGCGGAAUUCAUUCCUCAACUGGAAUCUGAAGAUGACACAAGUUAUUUUGAUACUCGGUCGGAGAAGUAUCAUCAUAUGGAGACAGAGGAAGAAGAUGACACAAAUGAUGAAGACUUUAAUGUGGAAAUAAGGCAGUUUUCCUCAUGUUCACAUCGGUUUUCAAAGGUUUUCAGCAGCAUUGACCGAAUAACUCAGAAUUCAGAAGAGAAGGAAGACCCCGGGGACAAAACCAAAAGCACAGCAUUGCCAUCCACAGAAACGCUAAGCUGGAGUUCGGAAUAUUCGGAAAUGCAACAGUUGUCCACAUCCAACUCUUCGGACACCGAAAGCAACAGGCAUAAGCUCAGCUCUGGGCUGCUUCCCAAACUGGCUAUUUCAGCAGAGGUAGAGCAUGAUGAGGCCACGCCCUGUCCCAGGGACCCUCACGAGGAGCCCGAGAAGCCAGCCCUGCCUCCUGCAGAGAGUGCCCAGGAGGAGCCCGAGGUCACCACCCCCGCCAGCACCAUCAGCAGCUCCACCUUGUCAGUCGGCAGUUUUUCAGAGCAUUUGGAUCAGAUAAAUGGACGCAGCGAGUGUGUGGACAGUACAGACAAUUCCUCCAAACCGUCCAGUGAAGCCGCUUCUCACAUGGCUCGGCAGCGCUUAGAAAGCACAGAGAAAAAGAAAAUCUCGGGGAAAGUCACAAAGUCCCUUUCUGCCAGUGCUCUGUCCCUCAUGAUCCCAGGAGACAUGUUUGCCGUGUCUCCCCUGGGAAGCCCCAUGUCCCCCCAUUCCCUGUCCUCGGACCCGUCUUCCUCCCGGGACUCGUCGCCCAGCCGAGAUUCGUCGGCGGCUUCGGCCAGCCCGCAUCAGCCCAUCGUGAUCCACAGCUCGGGGAAGAACUACGGCUUCACCAUCCGGGCCAUCCGGGUCUACGUGGGGGACAGUGACAUCUACACCGUGCACCACAUCGUCUGGAAUGUGGAAGAAGGCAGCCCGGCAUGCCAGGCGGGACUGAAGGCUGGUGACCUCAUCACGCACAUCAAUGGAGAGCCGGUGCAUGGGCUUGUGCACACAGAAGUCAUAGAGCUCCUGCUAAAGAGUGGGAACAAGGUGUCCAUCACGACCACCCCGUUUGAAAACACAUCCAUCAAAACGGGACCAGCCAGGAGAAACAGCUAUAAGAGCCGGAUGGUGCGGCGGAGCAAGAAAUCGAAGAAGAAAGAAAGUCUGGAGAGGAGGAGGUCUCUCUUCAAGAAACUCGCCAAGCAGCCUUCUCCUUUACUCCACACCAGCCGUAGUUUCUCCUGCUUGAACCGGUCCCUGUCCUCAGGGGAGAGCCUGCCAGGAUCCCCCACCCACAGCCUGUCGCCCCGAUCCCCAACGCCCAGCUACCGCUCCACGCCCGACUUCCCAUCCGGUACCAACUCCUCCCAGAGCAGCUCCCCGAGCUCCAGUGCCCCCAACUCCCCCGCAGGCUCCGGACACAUCCGGCCCAGCACCCUGCACGGCCUGGCCCCCAAGCUCAGCGGCCAGCGGUACCGCUCGGGUCGGCGCAAGUCGGCCGGCAGCAUCCCGCUCUCCCCGCUGGCCCGCACGCCCUCGCCCACUCCGCAGCCCACCUCCCCGCAGCGGUCGCCCUCUCCGCUGCUGGGCCACUCGCUGGGCAACACCAAGAUGACCCAGGCCUUCCCGAGCAAGAUGCACUCCCCGCCCACCAUCGUCCGCCACAUCGUGCGGCCCAAGAGCGCCGAGCCCCCGCGCUCCCCGCUACUCAAGCGCGUGCAGUCCGAGGAGAAGCUCUCGCCCGCCUACGGGGGCGACAAGAAGCACCUGUGCGCCCGCAAGCACAGCCUGGAGGUGACGCAGGAGGAGGUGCCACGGGAGCAGCUGCCCCGGGAGGCCGCGGUGGCCAGCCUGGAGGAGGCGGCGGUGUGCGAGGCGCCCUCGCUGAGCCGCGCGCGGCCCGUGGAGCAGGGCUGCCUCAAGCGCCCCGCCGCGCGCAAGGUGGGCCGCCAGGAGUCCGCCGAUGACCUGGACCGUGACAAGCUCAAGGGCAAGGGGGUGGCCAAGAAACCCGAGGGCCUCCCGGACAAACUAGACUCCCAGCACCCCAAAGCCCACGGCGCGGGCAGCGACCCCGAGAGCCUCCCGACCUUCCGGCUGGAAGACAGAGAGAAGGUGUACGGGAAGGCUGCGGAGAGGCCGAGCCCUUUCGAGAACAAGCCCUCGCUGCAGGAGCCCGCGGGCCCGGGCAGCCUGCUGAAGGACACCCUGCACAAGCAGGCCAGCGCCCGGGCCGGCGAGGUGGGCGCAGCGGACAGGGCCGCACCCCCCGAGCCCGGCCAGGCCGCCAGCGACCUCAAGCGAGCCUCUGCGCCCGGACCUCUCGGGGACAGCCUCGGCCCCGCCACCAACAGGGCCAGCCUUGGGAAGGCGGGGGAUGGCCCCGAGAAGGGCCCCCAGGCCAAGGAGUGUCCCCGCUGUGAGAAGCUCGACAGCCGGCUAGCCAGCCUGGACUACCUACGGAAGAUGAUGACCCUGGAGGACAAAGAGGACAGCCUGGGUCCGCCCGGACUCAAGCCCAAGGUGGCCGGUGGCGCCCACGAGGGCCUGUCUGGGAGCCCUGGCCGGCCGGCCGGAGCACAGCAGGAGACGCUGACCGCCCCCGAGGGCAGAGCCUUUGUGGCCACUGCUCACGGGGCCCAGGUGGGUGCCGUCUCCUUUGUCCCGCUGAAGACCCUGAGCGGCCGGGUGGACGGCGGAGCAGAGAAGCCAGGCCUGGCACCCCCCGAGUCGCCCGUCCGCAAGAGCCCCUCGGAGUACAAGCUGGAAGGAAGGUCGGUGUCAUGCCUGAAGCCCAUUGAGGGCACGUUGGACAUCGCUCUUCUGUCGAGGCCCCAGACCUGCAAGGCCGAGCUGUCUUCCCCAGAGCCCGCCCAGAGCCCCUGCCCAGGCAGUGACCCUGGCCCCCUGGGGCCCCCUGCCCCGCCCAGCAGCGGGGCCAAAAAGGGUGAACCCACAGGCCAGAGGGAGCCGCCUGCCGCCAGCUUUAAGGUGACCAAGUCCUACCUGCUGGAGCCCCGCUUCCCGCCCCCUAGCCGCAGUCUCCACGCGGCCCCAGCGGCGGCCCUGAGUGAGGCCGAGCUGCGGCGGGACAGAAGGGUCCCCCAGGCCGCCCGCAGCUCCACGCCCCUCGCCGAGAGCCCUGCCCCACGCAGAGAGGGGGGCUCCGACGCCAAGCUCCUGCCCUUCCCCGGGCAGAACCUGCACAGCACCGCUGAGCUAGCCAAGCCCCGGGGCUCACUGCCCCCCGCAGGGGAGCCCCUGAAGGAGAAGGGCAGCCCGAGGGACUCCGCCGAAAGGGGCCCGUCCACCCCCCGGAGUGAGGGCCCUGUCCUGAGAGCCGAUGGCCGCCGAGAAGUCUCCGCAGACCCGUGUCCUUCAGAUGCCACCCGAGCCAGUGACAGCUCCAGAAACCUCCUCUCGGUGGGCCGGGCCCUCCCCCCGGAGCCCCCCACGCAGCGUCAGGCCGUGGAGAAGGCCUGCGGGCCGGGAGGGAAAGUGCACCUCAAGGAGGGCCGCGGUGACGAGUCCAGGCCCCUGGCCAGGCAGGAUGCAGCGGGGACCCCCGGCGAGCGCGAGCCGGGCAAGGGCAGAAGCAGCCUGGACCCCAGACUGGACGCCGCUGGCCCGGCCAGUCGCUCCCCGCAGGGCCCUGUGCUGGGGGCCGGGAAGGGUGAGAAGCUCGCGGGUGUCUCCUCCUUGCAGAAAGACGGUGCCCAGGAACCCGAGAGGAAAGAGCAGCCGUCCCCAAAGCCGCUCAGCAGCGCCUCUCAGCCACCUCCCGCCAUCACCAAAGAACCCCCCAGCCCGGCGACGCGGCCGCCCUGCAGCACCCCGAGUCUGGCCGCCUCUGGCAGGGAGCCGAGCAGCCGGCCUCGCGCUGCAGAGCCUGGCCCGAGCCCCCUCGACCCGCCCAGGCCCACGGCCGUGCACCGAGAAAGCAGCGGCCACAAGCCCCAGCCCAGCCCUGAUGCAGGAACCCCAAAGUCGAAGCACCCAGACAGGCCCAUCUCCUCCCAGAAGCUGAGUGCGGGGGCCACGCCGCUGGGCAGGGAGCCUGGCACCUCGGGCCUCGAGGGGAGGGGCAGCAGUAAGGGGGUGCAGGAUGCCCCCCCUGCCAGCCCAGCCUCCCAGAAAGCAGCCAGCAGUGCCCCUGGCCAGGGUGGAGCCGGGUUAUCAUCGUCCCCUGCGCAGCUCGCCGAGGGGGGUCCCCCGGACGCCAGGCUCAAAGCCACGGCAGGUGGGCGCCCCAUGGAGGCGCUGGAGAAACACCUGCCGAAGCCAGGAAGCGAGUCCGCAGACCCUAAGGUCCCGGCUGUGGGUGAGAAGCAAACCCUGUCUCCAAAGCACCCCAAACCGUCCACUGUGAAAGAUUGCACCCCUCUGUACAGACAGAUGGACAGGAACCCCAGUCCCCAGACCGCUGCCACUGCAGACCGGAAAUCUGAAGGGAAGAAAGGCACAGAAGCACUUUAUGUCCAGGCUGAUGGCGAGAGGCUGGAGGCCAGCCCGUCCCAGGCACAUGGCGAGGCCAGGCUGCCCGGCGUGGAGAGGCCAUCAGUGGCUGGGCCCAAGGGCAUCCCAGAGGCCAGAGGGAAAGGCCUGGGGCCCCAGAAGUCCCUGACUGAGGCCGCCAAGCCCGGCAGCCUGAAACGGUCGCCCUCGGCCACUGGGCAGACUUCCUUCCGGCCAGCCGCCCUGCCCGAGAAGUCUCUGAGCUGCUCCUCCAGCUUUGGCGAAGCCAGAGCCAGUGCAGGGGAGGCCCCUGUGUCCAGCAGUGACCCCUCAUCUGCCAAGGCCCAGUGGGCCGAGGGUCCCAGCCCUAGGGACCCAAGGAAGUGUCUGCCCGGGGUGGACAGCAGAACGCAGAUGACCAAGAGUGACUCUUUGCCAUCCUUCCGGAGCGCCCCACUCUCCCUGGAGCCGCCCCAGUGCACCCCUGCGGUGGCGGGCGGAGCCGGGCACCGGGACCGGGCCCUGUCCGUCACUGCCCCCGCAGGAGAGACCAAAGGGAAGGAGACGGCUUCGGCCCAGUCACUGCAGCCAAGGAAGCCGAGCACGGGCCGCGAGGCAGCCAAGCCAGGCCCUGCGCACACGCCCAGCAGCGACCGGCCCUUCUCCCUUUCUUCCGAAAAGGACUUUGUGGUGCGACAGAGACGGGGGAAAGACAGCCUGCGGAGCAGCCCUCACAAAAAGGCCUCCUCCUAAUGGAGCAGGCCCCGGAAGGGCUGGGGGAGCCCCCUCCACCCCCCCCAUCUUGAAUGUGUAACUAUCUUCACUACCUGUCGAAAGUAGCCCCAUGGGGGCACAGUCCCCCUGGCCAGGCCAGAGUGGAGGGAGGGGAGUGGAGGGAGGAGCGAGGCAAGGAGGAUGCAGAGCGGAAGAGAGGGCCUUCUUCCAGGGCCUCCCCGCAGUGCCUGGUAACCUGUUACCAGAUGGUAUGUGUACACACAAGACAGAAGGAGGGGAGAGAGGAGAAGGCCCGCAAGAUCCCUUUGCAGUGGAGGGCUGUUGAGGAGAAAGGUUUCCUCUGUACAUAUCUAGCAAUGUGUUUGGCUUGGGAUGUAGAGUGUAAACUUUGCUGCUGGUUGAGUUGUUUACUAUCUCUCUCUCUCUCUCUCUCUCUCUCUCUCUCUCUCUCUCUCUCUCUCUCUCUCUCUCUCUCUCCCCCCCCCCCACCUUUUAAAAAAAUAUACGGUUUUUUGCUUGACCACUUAUCCUAAGAUAGUAAUGAAGUGAGAAGGUCAAUGGGGUGUGUGGAAGGUAGAGCCGCACCCGCCUUUCUGUGUAAACACAUCCACCCACAUGUUUUGGUCUGUGUGUGGUUCCAGAGACUGUUUCAAGGCUCCACCUUUUUUGUUUUUUUUGUUUGUUUGUUUUUGAAUCCGUUAAAACAUUCUAAGUAGAGUUUGAGAGAUGAAAGAAAGCCCUACCUAGAGUGGACAGCGAGUUUCAGUCGUGUAUUUAGAACCAGAGAUGAUGAUAGCACAGUGGCAGGCUGCCUUAUAUUUCCCGAUCAGAAGCAAGAGCUCUUGCUCGCUGCACGGGGAAGCCGCCUCCGCUAGGCAGGGCUUGAGCAGAUGGCGUAGCCCACUCGUGUCCCGGUCACCCUAAUGGACAUCUCAGUCCAGGGUUCAGUUGUCUGUCAGACCGGCUGUCCUUGUCUGUGGGGUAUCUGUCAGUCCUCACCUUGGGUCGUGGGUUGAGCAGGGAUUGGGCUCCCAACACACGUCGACUUGAUUUCUGUUCUCUCCUUUUCCCUUCUGGUUUUUUUUUUUUUUUUGCUCUUACACUCAGGCCUGGAUGCUCUGAACCACUGGUCCAAGAAGCACACGUCUCCGGGUAUCGUCCCGCACCAACUUUGCUUCUGAACAAAAACAGAAAACUUGCUGGUCACACACAAAUCCCAUAGUACUUAGUUGAGUAAUGAGCAUUAGGCAUUGGAAGAGGCUUUACGUUCUUUUUUUUUUUUUUGCAAGAAAAGAUGGGGGAGUGGAUUUUUGGCAUCAUAGCAUAUAUAUUUAGGAAUAAUCAGGACAUCAGAUACAUUUUAAUACAUAGCUGGGGCCUUAUGUUGUAGAUGAAGCUUGCUGUUUUUUAGCAAGUUCCUGGGUUUCACAUUCAUUUCGGAUGCAUUGAGUAGCUCCAUACUUUUCAUGACAUGAUCUCUUUAUUUGUAUGCAAAAAUUUUUACUGUAUUAAUAAAGAGCAGCAUUUUUGUACAAAAAAAAAGACUUGUUGGAGCUAUUUGGUGCUUGAAUGUGACUGUCCUUUUUACUUUUGCUAGGCCUUAUUUAAACUUUGUAUACCAUAGACUAUGUAGACUUUGUCAGAUCAUUUUAGUGCUGGGGGGAGGGGGUCUUUGUUUUUACAUUGCAGUUUUUCUGGUGACUUGUUUUGUACUGUAAGAUGGCACUCACUGACAUAAGUACUAAGGCACUAAGAGAAUAAAAAAUACGCACAGAUAUGUAUAAGAUGCUUGGGAUCCAUAGAAGAAUUUUUUGUUUCAUUUGUAGAGGAAAAAAAAAACCCCAGUAAAUAUUAAUCCCACACCCAAACCCCCUCAGGGAUGACUUAGUGUUUAGGCUAUAAAAUUAUUCAUCCAAGCACAGUAUUAUCUUAGAGCCCUGUGGAUUGUAAAUCAUUUAACGUGGCUGUAAACUCGGCUCCAGAAACGAAGGCAUAACUUAACCAAAUGCUUGGUUGUCCUUUAUUGUAAAAUGAGUUGGCAAUAGCAAAAACUUAAAAAAUAAAAAGCAAGUCUCCUCUUUGACACCCAACAUUUCUUUACCCGUGUAGUUUUAGCCACCCCCCCCCCCAUAACUGUGUUGUGAAAUGGUAGAAGAAGUAAAUCUUUUACAAGGACUUAAAGUGAGUUUCAAAAGUGGUCUCAACCAUUAUAAUUCUGUGUUGAACAGUUGUCAUAACCCGGUCCGUCUGUAUGCAGGCGUCGACAAAGGUCUUUCGGGGAUGUAGUUCAUGGUUUACAGCCUUUGCUUUUUAACUGUCCAGUUUUCCUUUAAAGCACAACUAGCUGCUUGUUUACAGAUGAUAUAUUUAUGUAUAUUUUGUACAGUGUAUUAUCAUUUUUUUCGCCAAAUACGUUUUGCAUUCUGGAUGAAUAAAGAGUACCUAAGGUUGCAUUCAUGUAAUACUUGUUCGUUGUUGUAAACCUCUCCAGUCAGCUGGUAGGAAUUCUCCUGUGUUCUCUUUGGUCAGUCUCCUGUGAUUGUAAGACGUGCUCCUCGGUAGUAUUCCCAGCUGUAGACUUACCAGCUUAAACGUUUGUUAGGAUCUGUGCAAUAAAGUGUUUGCAGUCUUAUUUUCUCUAAGAAAUUCCCUAUGGAUGUCAUAAUUGUUGUAUAUUGAACAAAUAUUUAUACUUAUGCAGUUGCAUAACAUUGAAAUAAAAAUUUAGCAUGAAAAGAUAA
This is a messenger RNA of Sorex araneus (European shrew), 10921 nucleotides long. It is a transcript of the gene MAST4, whose product is annotated as microtubule associated serine/threonine kinase family member 4. The transcript is spliced from 31 exons. Gene Ontology annotation, biological process: intracellular signal transduction; peptidyl-serine phosphorylation. The record is from RefSeq and is a predicted model, not a curated record. Gene Ontology annotation, molecular function: protein binding; magnesium ion binding; ATP binding. Lineage: Eukaryota; Metazoa; Chordata; Mammalia; Eulipotyphla; Soricidae. Bases 288 to 8198 code for a protein of 2636 amino acids.